AUGAAGUCAGACCUCUGGUGUGUCUUUGUCUUCUGUGUGCAAAUCGGAGUUCUAACAGGAGAAACCAAUGAUUCGACCAAACAUGAGAUGUUUUCAUUCUACAAUGGAGGUGUGAAAAUUUCAUGCAAAUACCCUGGGAUUGUCCAGCAGUUAAAAAUGCAGUUGUUAAGAGGGAAGGAAGUCCUCUGUGAUGUCACCAAGACCAAGAGUAAUGGAAACCUGGAGACCAUUAAACCUCUGAAGGCCUGUCCAUUUCAGUUAUCCAAUAGCAGCAUCUCUUUUUUCCUAAAUAAUGUGGACAGUUCCCAUGGCAACUAUUACUUCUGUAGCCUAUCAAUUUUUGAUCCUCCUCCUGUUCGAGAAAGGAUCCUUACUGGAGAAUAUUUGCAUAUUUAUGAAUCACAGUUCUGCUGCCGACUGAAGUUCUGGUUUCCUGUAGGAUGUGCAGCGUUUGUUGUAGUAUGCAUUUUGGGAUGCAUAUUUAUCUUCUGGUUUGCAAAAAAGAAGUAUGGAUCCAGCGUGCAUGAUCCUAAUAGUGAAUACAUGUUCAUGGCGGCAGUCAACACAGCCAAAAGAAGCAGACUCCUAGGUAAGAAGCCAGCUGUGCUGGAGCUAAUGUCCUUAAGCUGGACUGAGGGGAUUCAGUACUUUGGGUUUGGAGCUAAAGAUGAUCCAAGAAUUUGA
This is a messenger RNA of Nannospalax galili (Upper Galilee mountains blind mole rat), 684 nucleotides long. RefSeq names its product inducible T cell costimulator (gene Icos). The coding region runs from base 1 to 684 and encodes 227 amino acids. Lineage: Eukaryota; Metazoa; Chordata; Mammalia; Rodentia; Spalacidae. The transcript has 5 exons. The record is from RefSeq and is a predicted model, not a curated record. Gene Ontology annotation, biological process: cell-cell adhesion; T cell tolerance induction; T cell costimulation.